AUAUUUAAACUAACACAUGCGAGAGAUCUAGGCUGGUAUAGUACCAGGGUUUAGUAUACACACACACACUGAUGGUAAACAACAUGAUCGUAUAUUCUGGUGUUAUGGUGGAAUAAAUAUACCGCAUCUGGCUAUGUAAUAUACAAAUGUACGAUUUUCGUGUUCUGUGAUCUAACUGUGCAGCGGGAUCUGCAUAUGAUAUCCUUUGGAUUUACUAUCGGAAAUAUAAAGCAGGAAGUAUGGCCGAUCCACAAUCGGAUUUUCAGUUUGGGAAUUGUGUACCGUUCGAUUCGGAAAGUACGACUUAUGUUCGGCCCGGAUUAAAACCCAUCAAUCAAACGGCUAAUGCCGAUUAUUCCGCCCCUGACCCCCCGGGUCGACGGGUGGAGGCUUUUUCCGUCCCUGGGGUGAAUGCUCCACCCUUAUCUAGAUUGAACCUCAGGACAAGAUCCCGCAGUAACAUCAAAUUUCAAAUGAAAGUUCGGCAAAAGCGACAGACAAUGCAGAAUAUGACACGACCCUUAAAACAAUGGCUAUGUGAUCACCGAGGGCACCCCUACCCCUCGAAACCGGAAAAGGAAAUCCUGGCACGAGAUUCUCGUAUGUCUUUCGUUCAAGUCUCGAACUGGUUUGCAAAUGCUAGACGGAGACUGAAGAGUACUGUCCAGGGCGACAACGUCACGUGGUCAAAAAGGGUGAAGCUUUACAAUAGCAGAGUGACCGGAAACGCCGAACUUUUAAGUGUCAGUUCGGACGACAGUAUAUUUGACUCGGACGAUGGUAAGUAAUACGUAUAUAUUUAA
This is a messenger RNA of Mizuhopecten yessoensis (Yesso scallop), 803 nucleotides long. RefSeq names its product homeobox protein Mohawk-like. The transcript has 2 exons. The record is from RefSeq and is a predicted model, not a curated record. Gene Ontology annotation, biological process: regulation of transcription by RNA polymerase II; muscle organ development; cell development. Gene Ontology annotation, cellular component: nucleus. NCBI's taxonomy places the organism in Eukaryota, Metazoa, Mollusca, Bivalvia, Pectinida, Pectinidae. The coding region runs from base 240 to 788 and encodes 182 amino acids. Gene Ontology annotation, molecular function: DNA-binding transcription factor activity, RNA polymerase II-specific; RNA polymerase II cis-regulatory region sequence-specific DNA binding.